Molecule: messenger RNA, 2412 nt
Organism: Carassius gibelio (silver crucian carp)
Lineage: Eukaryota; Metazoa; Chordata; Actinopteri; Cypriniformes; Cyprinidae
Product: ovarian aromatase
Exons: 11
Coding region: 547-2073 (508 amino acids)
Molecular function (GO): heme binding; monooxygenase activity; oxidoreductase activity, acting on paired donors, with incorporation or reduction of molecular oxygen
Source: RefSeq, a predicted model, not a curated record
UUCAGUGGGAGAUCUCUGAGUCUCUCUCAAUCCUGCUGUGUGACCCAAUCAGGAUAAAAUUCCCCUCUCCUCUUCCUUAGAGGAUGAUAAAAGCCAUAGACAGCAGCCAAAUAUUUGAGAAGAGGUUUGAAAGGAGGAUAUUUUCUUUCAGAAGAUGUUUUUGACUAUAUUCAUUCAUGUGCAUGAUGGAUAGAUUUUCCAAGUCUUUUUUUUUUUUUUUUGCAUAUACAGUAGCUGACCUCUUUUUCCCCGUUUUCCUUGUGCUCCAGGCUCUCCUGGCAACCCUGGAAUUCCGUCUGUUCCAUUAUACCCCGGCAUUCCGUCCACACCCGGCAAGCCUGGAAUUCCAUAAAGAGGGGAUGUGGAAUGACUCAAGGUCAUGCCGCAGAUGUCUCAUAUCUCCUAAAGUCUUUGAUGUCUUGAUGAAAAGAUGAUGCAGAGAUGAGUUUGGCACAGCUGAAGGUUUGCGUGUCUUGACAAUGUUUUGGAAACUGAUGCUGAAGGACACGAGGACACACGCAAGGUGAACUUCUCCAGCCCUGCGGAAUGAAGCAGGUGCAUCUUGGUGAGGCUGUUCUGGAGCUUCUGAUGCAAGGAGCCCAUAACAGCAGUUACGGUGCUCAAGACAAUGUGUGCGGAGCCAUGGCCACACUACUGCUGCUGUUACUCUGCCUGCUGCUGGCCAUCAGACACCAUUGGACAGAGAAAGACCAUGUGCCGGGUCCUUGUUUCUUGCUGGGUCUGGGUCCUCUUCUCUCUUACUGUCGGUUCAUCUGGUCUGGGAUCGGUACGGCAAGCAACUACUACAACAGCAAAUACGGAGACAUUGUGCGGGUUUGGAUCAAUGGUGAGGAAACUCUCAUCUUGAGCAGGUCAACUGCUGUGUAUCAUGUGUUGAGGAAAUCUCUGUACACCUCACGCUUUGGGAGCAAACUGGGUCUGCAGUGUAUCGGAAUGCAUGAACAGGGCAUUAUAUUCAACUCAAAUGUGGCACUCUGGAAGAAAGUCCGCUCCUUUUACGCUAAAGCUUUAACAGGUCCAGGACUUCAGAGAACAUUGGAGAUUUGCAUCACUUCCACAAACACACACCUGGAUAAUUUGUCACACCUGAUGGAUGCCCGGGGACAGGUGGACAUCCUCAACUUACUGCGGUGCAUUGUAGUGGACAUUUCCAACAGACUGUUUCUAGGAGUCCCUCUCAAUGAGCAUGAUCUGCUUCAGAAGAUUCAUAAAUAUUUUGACACCUGGCAGACGGUACUAAUCAAACCUGAUGUGUACUUCAGACUGGCCUGGUGGUUGCACAGGAAGCACAAGAGAGACGCUCAGGAGUUGCAGGAUGCUAUUGCAGCUCUGAUCGAACAGAAGAGAGUUCAGCUGACACGUGCAGAAAAAUUCGACCAGCUCGACUUCACAGCAGAGCUGAUAUUUGCUCAGAGCCACGGGGAGCUGAGCACUGAGAACGUCAGGCAGUGUGUGUUGGAGAUGAUAAUCGCAGCUCCAGACACUCUCUCUAUCAGUCUGUUCUUCAUGUUGCUGUUGCUCAAACAGAAUCCAGACGUCGAAUUAAAGAUCCUGCAGGAAAUGAACGCUGUCCUAGCGGGUCGGAGCCUGCAGCACUCACAUCUGUCCGGGUUCCACAUUCUGGAGAGUUUUAUCAACGAGUCGCUCCGGUUCCAUCCGGUCGUGGACUUCACCAUGCGCCGGGCGCUGGAUGAUGAUGUCAUCGAAGGCUACAAAGUGAAAAGAGGGACAAACAUCAUCCUGAACGUGGGUCGGAUGCACAGAUCGGAAUUCUUCCCCAAGCCGAAUGAGUUCAGUCUAGACAACUUCCAGAAAAACGUGCCGAGUCGUUUCUUCCAGCCGUUCGGAUCCGGCCCGCGGUCGUGUGUGGGGAAGCACAUGGCUAUGGUGAUGAUGAAGUCCAUUCUUGUGACGCUGCUGUCCCGUUUCUCUGUGUGUCCUGUGAAGGGCUGUACUGUAGACAGCAUCCCCCAAACGAACGACCUGUCCCAGCAGCCGGUGGAGGAGCCCUCGAGUCUCAGCGUGCAGCUCAUCCUCAGAAACGCUCUCUGAUUCACCUCCAAAAUACCUGCUGCUCUGUUACUGUUAACGUAUUUAUCUACUGCUUUUAGUAGUCAGAGAUAUUUGUGUUUAUAUUUCGGUUUGAAAUUACAUUUAUGUGUUUAGCAGAUGCUAAAGCGACUUACAGUGCAUUCAGGCUAUCAAUUUUUACCUAUCAUGUGUUCCCGGGGAAUCGAACCCCCAACCUAGCGCUUGAUAUCGCAAUGCUCUACCAAUUGAGCUACAGGAACACUAUGCAAUGGCUGAUAUAUGAUGAAUGUGGCUUUCUAUGAAUUACUGGUGUCUUCUACUGUUAAUAAAUGUCAAUAAACGUAUUCUCAAAUGGUGUAA